Molecule: messenger RNA, 2194 nt
Organism: Eublepharis macularius
Lineage: Eukaryota; Metazoa; Chordata; Lepidosauria; Squamata; Eublepharidae
Product: eukaryotic translation elongation factor 1 epsilon-1-like
Exons: 8
Coding region: 52-981 (309 amino acids)
Biological process (GO): positive regulation of DNA damage response, signal transduction by p53 class mediator
Cellular component (GO): cytoplasm; BLOC-1 complex; nucleus
Source: RefSeq, a predicted model, not a curated record
AGUUUGUUGACCGACGAGCCGGGAGCAGCUUUCCUCCUUCUCUCGCCGAAGAUGGCGGUGGCUGUAGGGCCUGGUUUGGGCGUUGAGGAGCUGAGCUUGUUGGAGAAGUCUUUGGGGUUGAAGAAGGGAAACAAGUACAGCAGCCAAGGAGAGCGGAAGAUUCCUGUGCUACAGACAAACAAUGGCCCCAGUCUGACAGGACUGACCACUAUAGCCAUGCAUCUAGUCAAACAAGCAAAACAGGACCAGUUGCUUGGGAGUACCGCAGAAGAGAAAGCAAUAGUUCAACAGUGGCUAGAAUAUAGAGUGACGCAAGUAGAUAAUCAGUCCAGUAAAGAAGAAAGUAGAAUCAUUCUGAAGGAUCUUAAUUCAUACCUUGAAGAUAAAGUCUAUGUUACUGGAAACAACUUUACGUUAGCAGAUAUCUUAAUGUAUUAUGGACUGCACCACAUCAUAGCUGACCUUACAGUGCAGGAGAAGGAGAAAUACCUUAAUGUGUCUCGCUGGUUUAAUCAUAUUCAGCAUUAUCCAGAUGUUGGAGAAAUAUAUUCCCGGCUUUUGGAUCACAGGCCAGUUAUUCAAGGAGAAAUCCGUUACUUUAUCAAAGAAUUUGAAGAAAAACGGGGCUUCCGAGAAGUGCGGGUUCUUGAAAACCUAAAGAACACAGUUUUUGAAGCAAAUGAUCAAACUCUGCCUAAGUGUGAACAAGUAAUGCAUGACAGUCUGAAUGAAGCACUCAGGAGAUUACAGGCAGGCAAUAACAUGAUCAACAGACUCCAGCAGAGAGACCAAGAAGGAAAACAGCUCCAGACAGAGAAGCUAAUGGCUGGUGAAAAACAACGGAUAGCCCAAUGGGAGGAAUUCCUGAAGGAACAGCACCACCUAAAAGCAGUUGUGGAUGAAGAGCAUGCCAAAGCUAUGGAGCGCCUUAAAGAACAGUAUGCCAUAAUGGAGAAGGAUCUGAUCAAGCACACUCUUUGAGUGCUCUCAUUUUACAGCAAGACUGCUCCCCAUUUGCACUAUCAUUGCUCACCUGGUUCCAACAUCUUCCAUUGCCAGCUCAGUAUCUCAGUUCAGACAACAAGGCAACAAUAAGAACUUUUUUAUAAAACCCUUGGUAUUAACUGAAAUGAAUUCGUGGAAAACAGUUGAACUGAAUGAUUUUUCUCAGCUUCUUAACAUUUCAGGUGUGUGUGCAGUAACAGCUAAUGAGGUUAGUUUUACUGUAUCCACUUGAAUUACCUGUUUUUCAGUAUAUCUGAUUCUACAUACAGUCAUUAUAAAGAAAUCCGUGUUGUAAGAGUGCAGGCUGGUGGAAGAUGGGCAUAAAUUUGGCUAGGGAGAGAAGAUAAGUAUUUUUGAGAAGUGAUGAACUGACGUAUUGCAUGAGGUGGAUUGUGAAAAUUAAAACCACAGGGUACCACAGAGUGAUGGAAGUAGACUUUGGUUGAUACUUAGCAUAAAAAAGUUGGAUUACAGAGAAAGCCAAAAGGUCUUUUGGAAGAAACAGUAUUUCUGACACCACUUCUUGCUGUUCAGAAAAGAGCAAAGUAUUUCACAAGUAUUGGUUCUUUUUGUCUUCUGUAUUUGUCUAACUGACAGUUCAACAUGUCUUACAAGAAAUGACUGCCAUGUUGAAGAGUUCACCUGAAGUCUGCAGAAGCAAAGUUAGCAUUGUUAGGGGAUAACAGCUGUCUUCUGUGAACACUGCAAAGAAGACUGUUUUGUUUGAGACAGGGGACUUUGUAUUAGUUUAUGUUCUUAAAAAGAGAUCAUAUAAUAGAAUAUGACCAUCCUGCUAUCAUUGUGAUAAUUUGUAUUAAAUAUUAACAUAAUGGAUUAAAAGCUUCUUGGUUAACCGUUUGUAAUUGAACUGUAACUAAAAAAAGAAAAGUAUCAAUAACAGGAUGAAAGUUGGGGCAAGCUAAAUGGGGGACAGGAAAAUUGAGUGUUAUUUUAACGGCUAGGCAGUGUGUAAAAUAGGAACAUGUAAAACAAAAUUACUCAUUAUCUGUAUUGCAAAUAGGCUAACAAUGGUUGCCUGUGUGAAUGUAUGGCUUGAUGUCAAGGCUCCAUCCUGGCAGCCUGUUGAUAAUGUGAUUAAAGCAAGCAGAGGAGAUGGAAUAAGUAUUUGUGAUUUCUUUCAAUAACACUGAACUUCUGCCAAGCUACUCCAUCCACUACCGUAAGGCUG